AGAAGAAGAAGAAGAAGAAGCCGCACAUGCGCAGUACAAAUCAGGUUUCCGGGACCGACAACAACAUCUAUGCUUCUCUCACUAUUGUUGUCGCGGAGCUAGAUGUCACUGCGACCAUGAUGUCUUCAAGCAGCACUGCCCUGCCUACAACUGAAAAUGGAGGAAACAAGAGGAUACCGUGUUCGCUGCACGGCUGUAAGCGGGUGUACACAGACAACAGCGCUCUCGAGAGACACAUUCAGGACCAUGAGAUCCCGGCGCAGUCUCUGCCUGGUAAAGUGUUGCUGUGCUCCUCCAUUGGCUGCAGUGGCUCCUUCCCCAACAUGCAGAGACUGAUGCAACAUAUGAGACAUCAUCACAAACCCAACAUAUUCUUCCAGUGUGAGAGCUGUCGCACCAAGUUGCGGUCCUAUCGUGGCCUCUUGACUCACCUGCACACCUGCUCCAAAGUACCACGGAGCAGAACAAAGCCUCUUGAACUGACACUCCCUCUGCCUGCUGCUGCAAACCACCCAAACGUGACCGCCACGGCUAUGGACCAGCAACCCCCACAACUGGAAUCGGUGUCUGCGGCCCAGCAACUCUCUGCUCAAAAACCAAACCCAGAUGGAUCCCUCUCCACUGCACUUCCGCAGCCUGUCUCUGCUGGCCCCCCUCUGCUUGGUCCACCCAUCUUGCCCCUUUCUCAAGCUUCCCCUUCUCUCCUUGCUUCUCCACAACUCUCUGAGGCAACUCACCAGUCUGUGUUUAGGAAUGAAGCCUUAAAUCUGCCAUCGUCCCUAAACCUGGAUGGUCCAAAAGCAGCAUCUGACCGUCUUGAUGCCCAGGGUCAGCAGCAGACGCACACCUGGUCUCCUGAGUCUUUCCACCCUGCUCCAGGAUCAGCACCUCACUCCCCUCCUGGGUCAUCAGCUGUCUGGAAGAAGAAUCCAGGUAUAGCCUGCAGCAGACGCAUUCUUUGGGAGCACACCAGAGGGCGCUACACCUGUGUGCAAUGUGGACAUGUGGCCAAAGCAACAAGGACCACGGCAACCUCAAGGCAAGUUAUGGAGAGUCUACACACCUCUGAGUAUGCCACCAAAAAGGAACCUGAGCCUAAUGUUGAUGUUGUGAGUAUUUCUACUUGA
Acanthochromis polyacanthus (spiny chromis) is the source of this 1127-nucleotide messenger RNA. It is a transcript of the gene znf414, whose product is annotated as zinc finger protein 414. The coding region runs from base 27 to 1127 and encodes 366 amino acids. The transcript has 6 exons. NCBI's taxonomy places the organism in Eukaryota, Metazoa, Chordata, Actinopteri, Pomacentridae. The record is from RefSeq and is a predicted model, not a curated record.